UGUUCUGCCUGCGGCUAUGGAACCCUAACCUGUUCACCGGACGUGCUGUUUUCAUCUCUCUAGAGACAGCAGGAGUGUUAGAGAUACUCUCAAUGAUUGGCUAUGAAAAGCCAACUGACAUUUACUCCUGAGGUGCUGACUUGUUGCACCCUCAACAACUACUGUGAUUAUUAUUAUUUGACCAUGCUGGUCAUUUAUGAACAUUUGAACAUCUUGGCCAUGUUCUGUUAUAAUCUCCACCCGGCAGAGCCAGAAGAGGACUGGCCACCCCUCAUAGCCUGGUUCCUCUCUAGGUUUCUUCAUAGGUUUUGGCCUUUCUAGGGAGUUUUUCCGAGCCUCCAUGCUUCUACACCUGCAUUGCUUGCUGUUUGGGGUUUUAGGCUGGGUUUCUGUACAGCACUUUGAUAUAUCAGCUGAUGAAAGAAGGGCUAUAUAAAUACAUUUGAUUUGCUUUGAACUUUAGGUGAGCUAAACUUCUACAUAUGCUAGAAAUGUGUAUCUAACUGCACCUAACGCAACUUUCAGGGAAAGUAGGCUAUGCUUAUUGUAUAGUCUCCCUAGGCAGACGGGUUUCCUCCCAGGCUCCCACAUGCCCUAGGUCUUGGAUUGAGAAUACCUAUUGCAUACAUUUGAUACCAGUUCACUGAGAUGUUCAUUCCAUAUAGAUGUAUAGAGGACUCUAGUGCCCAAAAGCCUGGUGUUAAAAGUGGGCAGCGCCAUUGAGGACUUUCAACAUUUUUAAGUAGUCGACUGGAUGGAACUUCCUAUGGGUUAAGGAAGGAUCACAUAAUUCCAUCCAGGUCAUCAGGAGGGAUCAGCCAAAUAAUUAUACUCCUGAGCAAACAUUUCAUAACUGCAGGUGACACUAAAUUGCCAACCUUGACUGUAUACCUGUUGAGACAACACACUCCAGGUGGCAGUAUGCACCCUUUCAGUUUAUUUACCAACAGUUUAUUUGCCCAUGCUCUCACAGAUGCCAUCAUGGGGCAGAUACAAUGUUGCAAUCUCAAUACAUCUCUAUAGUUCAUUCUCACAGAGGUUUUGUCUAUUCUUAAACUGCCACCUAGUGACUGUAAUGCUGAAUCAAGCUUAUAGGCAGAAGAGGCACGCGACUUGCUGUAAUAAAGGUGGGGUGGCUAAAACCUACAUUGUUGUUGUACUGUAUGAUUGAAAUGUUCACCUUCCAUGUGAAUUGAUUAUAUGCUGACAUUUUAUAAUGCUUCGUAUUGUAUGAAGUCAUUGACAUAAUUUUCUGUCAAAGUUGGGAGGAACCUUCAGUAUCCUUCAGUACACUAUUUCUGGUGGGAAGGGAUUAUUUGUUGCACUCUGCGUGCGCAUUUGUUAUUCAACCGACUUACAACAGGAGUAGCUAACAUCCUUAUCUUGAACUUGCCAUAUUAAAGUUGUUUUAACUUUCAUAAUGUCGGAUGUCUUGCUUCGAUGGUGUGUGGACCAGUUGCACCACAACUUUGGCUUGGAGGCCUGUGAAGACAUAGUCCGGUAUAUUCUGGACAUCGACAAUGCGUACGAGAUAGCGGAGUAUGUUGGGGACCUCCUUCAGGGCACUGAUGGAAGGAAGAAGCAGUUUAUAGAUGAACUCCUGGACAGAUGGCAGCGGUCUCAGACACUGACUCCUGACAGCACUGGCCUGUUCCCCAUGAACUCUCUGUCAGGAACAGAUGCUCAAGACAUGUCCAAGGACUCCCAGAAGAAAUCCAAGCGCAAAGGCAGGAACAAGCAAGAGGUGAUGACUGUUAGCCAAGCAGAGCCUGAGCCUGAGGUGGUGAAAACUCCCAUUGACCUAAUGAAGGCCCAGGAGAGUGGCAGCUCCUCGUCACAUAAGAAGAAGAAGAAGAAUACAUUUGUGAGCCUCUACAAUAAAGAUGGCCAGGACAAGCUGGCUAUCCUGCUGCCCGGGCGCCAUUCCUGCGAAUGUCUGGCCCAGAAGCACAACCUCAUCAACAACUGCAUGAGCUGCGGACGCAUUGUGUGUGAGCAGGAGGGAUCAGGGCCCUGCAUCUUCUGCGGCAGCCUGGUAUGCACCAAAGAGGAGCAAGAGAUUCUGCAACGAGACUCCAACAAAAGUCAGAAACUGCGCAAGAAACUUAUGGAGGGGGCAUCGGAGAGGGGCUAUCUUCCACACCAAGAGGCAAAGAUGAAGGCAGGGUUAGAAAAGGCACUUCAACAUAAAGACAAGCUGCUGGAAUACGAUAAGAACAGUACGCGACGAACGCAGGUCCUGGAUGACGAGUCAGACUACUUUGCCACCGACUCCAACCAGUGGCUGUCGCCUAGCGAGCGCGAGCACCUGAGGCAGAAGGAUGAGGAGCUACGGGAGCUUCGCCACGCCUCCAGGAAGGACAGGAAGCUCACACUGGACUUCACAGGCCGACAGGUGCUUGACGAGGGAGAGAAUAACAGUCAUUACUACAACAAGUUUGAUGAGACGGUCAAGGCCCUCAACACAGGCACCAAGGGGAAAGCUCCCCAACGCCCUGAGGGACCAGCGGGACGGCAGCACCUGAGAGAGCUGGUCAACCCCAACAUCGUACAGGCUGCACCCAAGUGGGUGGACGUGGGUAGUGGCCCUCGGAGAUCUCAGGAUAAAGGGGUUGUUGGUACAGAGGGGGAUGGCGCUGUAGGCCCAGAACGCUCCAGACUCCGGCUGCAGGACAGAGAGCUGCAGGAGAUGGCAGACGGGGGCUGGUGCAUCAGCAUGCACCAACCAUGGGCCUCGCUACUGGUCAAAGGAAUAAAGAGGGUGGAGGGGAGGAGCUGGUACACAUCCCACCGCGGGCUCCUGUGGAUAGCAGCUGCAGCCAAGAGGCCCACCCCUGAGGAGGUCACUCAGGUGGAGAACAUGUUCCUUCAAAUCUACAAGAGAGAUCUUAAGUUUCCUAAAGACUACCCGACCGGCUGCCUGCUGGGCUGUGUCAACAUAACCGACUGUCUGUCUCAGGAGCAAUACAAGGAGCAGUUUCCUCAGACCUGCGAGGAGUCUGGCUCUCCGUUCGUCUUCGUCUGCACCAACCCUCAGGAGCUGCUGGUGAAAUUCCCCAUGAAAGGAAAACAUAAGAUCUUCAAGCUGGAGAGUCAAUAUCAUAGGGGUGCGAAGAUGGGACUGGUUCCGUCGGCGGCCGUGUGACGUUGGCGAGAGAGAGCGAGAAAGCGAAGAGAGAGUGUGGACCAGAUGGAGGAGAGGCGGAGGAGAACAUCCAGAGUGGGUCAUAUUCUGACUACUGUGUUUUAUCAGGAGUUCCAGCAAAAAAUAAAUAUGGACACACUGGCUAUACAUGGCGUCCUCUCAAGGGAUUUACAGUUUAUAGACUAUGACUGAGCAGACAUUCACCACACAGGAAAGUUAUUACCAGGUUCUCUACAUUCUAUACUGUCUACUCUUGAACAGUUGCAUUUUCUGCAAUAAACAAUGUAGAAAUUUAA
Messenger RNA from Salvelinus fontinalis (brook trout), 3441 nucleotides. It is a transcript of the gene trip4, whose product is annotated as thyroid hormone receptor interactor 4. Gene Ontology annotation, biological process: regulation of DNA-templated transcription. Gene Ontology annotation, cellular component: nucleus. The record is from RefSeq and is a predicted model, not a curated record. Gene Ontology annotation, molecular function: zinc ion binding. Bases 1421 to 3145 code for a protein of 574 amino acids. Lineage: Eukaryota; Metazoa; Chordata; Actinopteri; Salmoniformes; Salmonidae. The transcript has 12 exons.